Molecule: messenger RNA, 399 nt
Organism: Schistosoma turkestanicum
Lineage: Eukaryota; Metazoa; Platyhelminthes; Trematoda; Strigeidida; Schistosomatidae
Source: the annotation of a GenBank genome assembly
AUGGUCUCCACUAAGAAUCAAAAUAACAAAGAUGAACAUUUGAAAAAAAUGCAUUCUUCUCAUAAUAAUGAUCCAAUAAGAUUGGAAAUGUUAAAACGUCAAUUUAUCUUAGAUUGUAUUGCUGUACGCAAAAUUUGCGAUGAUUAUUCAAAAGCUAAUCCAAAAUAUGGUUCAGUGAUACCACCAUAUAAUGGACAAUUAGAUCCAUAUGCUAAAUCUUACUUUGAAUCAUUGAACAUACAAAAAUUAUUGAAAAAAACUGGUCAGGCACCGCCGGGAACAUCAAUUGAAGGUGAAUUAGCUGACAGAUUUAUCUUAAACAGUGCACCAGCUGAUUAUAUUCGACGACGUAAUCAACAUGGUUGUGGUUAUUCAAAAGAAACAUGGAAUGGACAUUAA